Molecule: messenger RNA, 756 nt
Organism: Lithohypha guttulata
Lineage: Eukaryota; Fungi; Ascomycota; Eurotiomycetes; Chaetothyriales; Trichomeriaceae
Exons: 2
Coding region: 1-756 (251 amino acids)
Source: RefSeq, a predicted model, not a curated record
AUGGAGCUUCCUGCGAUCGGGCUAGCGGUUGGGACUGCAUUUGCAACAACGCUACUCAAAUCGCUGCGAUCAACACCUGUGUCGCAUCAAGAACAAAUUUAUGGCGCUAUCGCCCAACUUUGCGCCAAUGCAGGUGCAACAGUAACCAACGCCCAACAGGCCACCUUCUCCGCCACAUCAGGCGGCUCACUCCUUCCAACCAUCACAGCUGGUGCUGGCUGGGGCCCACGAGGUGGCUGGAACUCCAGCGCGUGGGCCUCCUGGGCUUCUGCGGUCUCAACUGCUAUCGGCUCCGCUCCCUCUGGCUGGGGUCCAGGCAGCGGUAGCUGGGGCAAUGGUUGGGGUGGCCACGGUUUUGGUGGUCAUGGUGGUGGCCCUGGUGGUCCGGGUGGUGCAGGUGGAUUCGGUCCUUUUGGCACAAAAGCUAGCGGUAUUGCUUGCUCCGGAACUGCUUCCUGGACAACGUGGACAGCAGGUUGGGGACCUUUCUCUUCGUGGACAGGAUUGUGGUCCGGUUGCUCUUCGACCACGGCUACUCCUGCUCCUGCUACUGUGACCACGACCGUGAACGGUAAUGUGGUCACCGGCACGACGUUUGGCAUUCAAGCAUUGAGCACGACAAGUGGAUCGGCUGCUUCGGCUGCGAGCGGAUCGGGUGCAUCAGGAAGCACAGUGAGCUUACUUGAUACCACGAGAGUUGUGCUGGUUUCUGGUGCUGUUGCAGGUUCCAUCUUCGCUUUAAUGGUCACGUUGUAG